Messenger RNA from Nicrophorus vespilloides, 1625 nucleotides. Its product is annotated as adenosine deaminase CECR1-like. Gene Ontology annotation, biological process: adenosine catabolic process; inosine biosynthetic process. Lineage: Eukaryota; Metazoa; Arthropoda; Insecta; Coleoptera; Silphidae. The record is from RefSeq and is a predicted model, not a curated record. The transcript has a single exon. Gene Ontology annotation, molecular function: adenosine deaminase activity. Bases 49 to 1518 code for a protein of 489 amino acids.
UGUGCGAUAAUCUGCAUUCAGUGUGUGCCCAGAGUGCGACCGUUCAACAUGCUAGUGUUUGCGUUUAUAUUGAUGGUAUGCGCGGUGAGAGCGGAUUACUGGGAGGUUAGAGACAUGCUCAUCAAGAAGGACAGAAGCCAUGGGAUCGGAUCCAAUUUAGAGCUGAGCAAUCUCGAGAAGGAAGCCAACAAAAUAUUGAUGGAGUACAAAUAUCGCGAAAUCGACGCAAGCUUCGAGAAUCCGGGAAACUUUUCACCCGCCCGCCAUUUCUUCCAUUCGAAGCCAGACAUCGAACGUUCGGAGAUCUUCAAGAUCAUCCAGAUGUUACCAAAAGGAGCGUCGCUCCACGGACACGACACGGCUUUAGUCUCGGACGAUUUCUUAUUCAAUUUGACGUACAAAGAAGAUUUGUAUCUAUGCGGAGGAUCGGUUCUGAAGUUUCUGGCUAGCGACAAGGAUGGAUGCAAAUCGUUGCAAGAUUUGAGGAAUUCCGAUCCUGAUUUCAAUACGUGGCUCAGGAAGCAGAUGACUCUGAUCGUGGAUAAUCCGAAGGAGGCUUAUCCGGACAUCAACGCAGUUUGGAAACGUUUCAGCAAAAUUUUCGCACUAAUAACGCCGAUGAUCACUUACAAACCAGUCUUCGAAGAAUAUCUGUAUCAGGUGUUGCAAGAAUUCUAUAACGACAACGUGAGUUACGUGGAGUUGAGGGCAACACUUGGCUGGAUUUACGAUGCCAAAGGAAAGAGGUAUGAUCCUUUCGAAGUGGUUGGUUUGUAUAAAGAUAUAGUGGAUCAGUUCAAGAGCAAGAAUCCCGGUUUCUUCGGGGCGCGCGUCAUCUACGCUCCCACCCGAAACGUGAACAACGAAACCAUGUACAAUUACAUGAUGAACGCGAGGAAACUGAAGCAGUUGUACCCAAAUUUCAUAGCCGGAUUCGAUUUGGUCGGACAAGAGGAUUUGGGGAAGCCUCUGGAUGAAUUUAUAUGCGAGCUUCAGAGUAUUUCCAAAGAGAUGAAGUUCUUCUUCCACGCGGGAGAAACGAAUUGGUACGGCGUUUCCACCGAUCUGAAUCUCUUCGAUGCGAUUCUCUUAAACACGCAGAGGAUUGGGCAUGGUUACGCGUUGGUUAAACACCCUGAAGCGUUGCGCGCUGUGAAGGAGAAGCAGAUCGGAAUAGAAAUAUCGCCGAUUUCCAAUCAAGUCUUGAUGCUGGUGGACGAUCUCAGGAAUCAUCCUGCUAACGUGUUGAUAGCUCAUGGAAUGCCGGUGGUGAUUUGCAACGACGAUCCUAGUUUCUGGGGUGCCCGAGGCCUCAGCUACGAUUGGUACAUGGCGUUCAUGGGAAUGAGCAGCAGGGAAAGUGACUUGAGGCUGCUGAAACAAUUGGCAGUAAAUUCGUUCUUGUACUCCUCGAUGGACGCGUCGGAGAAGUUGGACAGUAUUAACAAGUGGGAGAAGCUCUGGAACGAUUUCCUCUACCAUUUAGUAGCAAUGUAUUCCAACAUGUUAUCGGACUAAUCACUAAGUUAAAUAGAUGUCAUCUGCGAACAAUAUCCGCUAACAACACUUUAAUCAUCGGAAUCAACACGGGAAAUCUGGGUUACCGCAUCGAUAUUUAUAAAAAA